Musa acuminata subsp. malaccensis (wild Malaysian banana) is the source of this 1280-nucleotide messenger RNA. RefSeq names its product F-box protein SNE-like. NCBI's taxonomy places the organism in Eukaryota, Viridiplantae, Streptophyta, Magnoliopsida, Zingiberales, Musaceae. Gene Ontology annotation, molecular function: protein binding. The record is from RefSeq and is a predicted model, not a curated record. Gene Ontology annotation, biological process: regulation of gibberellic acid mediated signaling pathway; gibberellic acid mediated signaling pathway. Gene Ontology annotation, cellular component: SCF ubiquitin ligase complex.
AGAAGCAAAAUUGCAGGAUCCUCAUCAAAUCAUCAUGACCUACACGCAUGUAGGUCUUCUGUCGACCCAUCGCAGUAACUGAGAUGGAGCAGCAGAGGCAGAAACAGCUGCUCGAUCUCUGAUGUAGCAGGAAGGCGUUCAGAUCACUGUACACGAAACAAAGCUUUGGGAGUCCCCAGCGACAGUACUUAUCGCCUUGUUUGCGUCUUCCGAGACCGAGGGAAGGAGAAGUCUUCGCUGCCGUUCCCCCAUUUUUGCGCAUCUCCAAGCUCUUGGAUCUUCCUGGUUGGCCGCUUGUUCUCGUCCCCGGAGAUGCCUUCUCAUUCUCCCUCCGAACACCGCGUUCCCUCAUCCAUAUAUGCUGUGGUGCAACCUCAGCAACCAACAAUGGCCAUGGACGCAAGUUCAGUAUAUGAGCAGCAGCAGCAGGAAGGAAGGGUGGAGGAGGUGUUUGCGGUGAUCAAUGACAACGGGGACCUGUUGGCGGAGGUGCUGGGGAGGCUGGACGGGCGGUCGCUGGCUGCGGCGGGUUGCGUGUGCAGGGUGUGGGCAGCCGUGAGCAGGCGGGAGAGCGUGUGGGAGGCGGUGUGCGGGCGGCACGUGGAGGGCGGGGCGGCGGCGGGGGCAGGGGCGCGACCCGUUGUUGCAGCCCUCGGCGGGUACCGCCGCCUCUACCGGCUCUGCCUCGGCCCCGCCGCCGACCGGCUCGGCGCCGCCGCCCGCCUCUCCCUCUCCCUCUCCCUCUCCCUCUUCUCCAUCGACUGCUACGAGCGGCGCCUCGGCCGGGAGCGCGGCCACCCCAGGCCGGCCUCGCUGCUCUUCCUCGACCACAACAAUCCCGUGGACGUGUCGUGAUCCCCACCGUCGAGUUCCUCGUCGUGCUCGUACCAUCUAAUGCUAAUAAUAUAUUAGAGAACAAAAUAGAUAAUAAAGGAUAUAUGUUAUAUCUUUUCUUGUCUUCUGCAUGCUCUUUGUUUUCACCGCUAUCCAUGGUGUACUGAUUCCAUUGGCUCGUUCUGCUUGUCUUUGUUUCAGCUUAUUGAUCUCUAACAUGUGACACUGUUUGCUACGUGAAAAUUUUGUGAUGUGAUCGCCAUCAAUUUUGGAAGGUUUAAACCAUUUGAUGCUCUUGCAAUGGCAAAAGGGACCCCAAGUUGCUGACAUUUUCGAGACACAUUAGUAAUAGAUAUAGCGUUCUAAACCAAUCGAUUACAUUUUAAUUAGUUUUUUUUCCUCGGCUUUAAUUUUAUAUUAGUAUAACCGAAAAACAUUAUGACAUA